Molecule: messenger RNA, 1861 nt
Organism: Verruconis gallopava
Lineage: Eukaryota; Fungi; Ascomycota; Dothideomycetes; Venturiales; Sympoventuriaceae
Exons: 2
Coding region: 170-1339 (389 amino acids)
Biological process (GO): chromatin remodeling
Cellular component (GO): Ino80 complex
Source: RefSeq, a predicted model, not a curated record
CAAAAACGACGCCGUGCAAAGUAGAUACCGCCCGUUAGCGGAACUUGCCUUGCUUGUUACAACUCCUGCAUGCCCUCCUUCCUCACCUUCCAUCAUCCAUCCACCCGGGGCCCGUCGCAACGACAAGACCACAACCCGCCUGCGCUGUUGCCACAUCUCCCUGUUCAUCAUGUCCGGACGUCGCUUGAGAACUCGCAAGCAGCUGACGCCACCCGCUAGUCCUGCGCCCGCCGUGUCGACGAGACCGCGAAGGGGCACAGUGAACAGAGCCCCGCCCACCACCAUAGAACGUAGCUCGCCGGACGAGACCCGUGUCAGCUCCAUACGCCUGACUGUGAAGGCUGACCCCAAGAAACUGAAGGAGGCCACCUCCGGCGGCGCGACGCCCUCGAAGAGGCAGGUGGGAGCUAACUCGCGAGACUCCUUUGUCGGCGGUGGGAUUGUGACGGGGACACGUUCGACGCGGAAGAAGGCAAUCGUCGAAUCGGAGAGCGAAGAGGACGAGGAGGAAGACGAAGAAGAGGUGGAGCAGGAGGAUUUUGAUGAGGAGGAGGAUGCUGAGGGUGAGGAGGACGAGGAUGCAGAGGGAGAAGAGGAUGAGGACGAAGAAAUGGCCGACGAGGACGAAGAUGCUGAAGGGGACGAGGACGAGGUGAUGGUGGACGCCCCCGCCGUCACUUCGAAGGGCCGAGCCGUACCCAAACCUCAGGUCACGGUCACGCCAGCGCUCCCUUCAGUAGAAGACAAGGAAAUGGCCAUGGACGAUGAUGAGGACGAGGAACUGUCCGAUUUGAGCGAUGAAGAACUAGAAGGAGGCGAGGACGGCUUAGGGGCCGAUGCUGGAGAGGACGAUGACGAUGACAGCGAUGAGGACAUAAGUCGCAGUCAAACUCCUGAUCCCAGCAAGUUGACACGGCGGCAGAGACAAGAAGCAGUAGGCUUAAUGGCUCUCUCUAACGAAGCACAAAAGAAGAAGCAUUUUACCGCCGAAGAGAUCUCCAUGCGCCGCGCCGAAAUGGCGCGUCGGCGCAAAGCUCUCUCCGAGAAGCGCAACGAUGAAGAGAAGCAAGACACCAUCAACCGACUACUCAAACGGCAAGCGUCGAAGCGGCAGCGAAAGGCUGACGUCGAGGCUGACCGGAUUGCCGAAGAGGGCGAGGACGAGACGGUCAAGCCGAACAAACUUUACACGAGGUACAUACAAAAUACUCACGGUGUAGUACUGGGAGUUCCGCAGGAGUGGGUGGAUGCCGGCUAUGUGGGUGGCGUGUUUGGGAAGGACGGCGUAAAGGGAGCGAGUGUGAAGUGGACCGGUCGGAUGGUAGAAGUCAUCGAUUAGAUGCUCUUCACAACAGCUCGUCUUGAGUGAUCAUGAGCUCACUGUUUUGGUCCUUAUGCAGCAGAUGCUAUGUCCUAGAGCCACACAACCGUCGAACACUUGGUACAUAUCAAGUCAGAGACAUAAGGGGCCCACGGCAUAAAGAAGUGGCCCCCUCCGAGGCGCCCUCGCAGUUUUCUCUAUGAUCCGGAAUCGUCCGUUUCGUCCUUCUGCCACACAGACUACUCUCGAGGCAAACUGACUUCUUAACCCGCUAACGAGGUAAUUUCAGUAUAGCAGAUGCAUACAUGUACUUCCCAGCAUUCACAUACGAGUAUCGGCUCUCAAUAUUUAGGGAUAGAAAAUGGAAGCCGAGACGUCGCUCCCGGGCAAUCACCGGUUAAUACUGUAAUUCCAGCUUGUCAUUCUAUCAAGAGUGUAAUAUUUAUCCUUUCAGCACUAUCGCUCCACAUCUACCAGAAGCAUAGCUGCAUAAUUUCAACCUCAUGCUUUCCAAUUCCUAAAGCAAGUCCGGGUAUCAAC